CUUUGGGCUGCCCUCUCGCUGUGCUUAAACUAAAGACUGCCGCCGCAUCCUGCGCCGCCUGGGACACCCUCGGAAAGCCGCCGAGUGGCCGCUUCGCCGCGUGUGCCGCCUGGGCACGCGCGGAGCUUUGGACCAGGAUGGCCUGCAUGGGCAUGGACCUGGACUGCGGGCUGGUCGACGCGCUCACGCAGUCCUUCCAGGGGCCCGCCGCGGCGCGGCCCGUGGGCGCGCCGUCGGCGGACCACCCGUCGCCGGCGUCGACGCUCAACUCCGCCGCGCACCGCGUGUCGAGCGACGACAGCGCGGCGCAGUGCUCCAUCUUCUCGGACGGCUCGGCGACGCCCUGCGACGUGCGGCGCGACUACGAGCUCGGCGCCGAGAUCGGCGCGGGCCACUUCGGCCGCGUCUUCGCCUGCGACCGCCGCGCGGACGGGCGCAAGUUCGCCUGCAAGCAGCUCGCGACGCGGCUCGUGCGCGACGUUUUGAGUGUGCGGCGCGAGGUCGCGAUCAUGCGGCGGCUGGCCCACCGGCACGUGCUAAGAAUUGAGGCGGUCUACGAGCACCGGAACAGCGCGUGGAUCGUGUCGGAGCUCUGCGAGGGCGGCGACCUGCUCCAGUUCCUGGUGCGCGAGGGCGGGUCGCUGCACGAGCCGGCGGCGCAUCAGAUCAUGAAGCAGCUGCUCUCGGCCGUCACGGCCUGCCACGCCGUCGGCGUCGUGCACCGCGACCUCAAGCCCGAGAACGUCAUGCUCUCGUCGAAGACGGGCCCGCCCGACAUCCGCGUGGUGGACUUCGGGCUGUCGUGCAUCUACACGAAGGACGGCGCGCGGCAGCUGCACCGCCUCGCGGGCACGCCCUACUACAUGGCCCCCGAGAUCCUGGGCAAGGCCCGGGCGGGCUACGGGCCGGCCUGCGACUUGUGGUCGUGCGGCGUCGUGCUCUACUUCCUCAUCGCCGGGAAGCCGCCCUUCGCGCCGGACGACCACAACUGCCCGUCGCGGACACGCAAGCGCAAGCGCAAGGCGGACCUCGAGGACCUGACGCAGAAGGUGAUGCGGGGCGCCGUCGACCUCGAGACGGGGUGCUGGGCCGACUGCACUUCAUCAUUGAAGGACGUGCUGCGGGGGCUGCUCAACGUCGACCCCGCGAAACGCCUGAGCGCGCCCGCGGCGCUGGCGCACCCCUGGCUCGCGACCGACGGCGAGGCCGCGCCCGCGCGGAAGGCGCCCGUCGGCGCGCGCGCCUUCACGGCCCUGGAGCGCUACGCGCGCGCGACCUUCUUCCACAAGCGCGUCUUCCACGCCCUCGCGGACACGCUGACGCUCGCGGAGCUCGCGGCCCUGCGCAAGGAGUUCGCCUACCUCGACGUCGACGGCGACGGCUUCGUGACCGUCGAGGAUCUCACCAAGGUGCUGGCGGCGCUCGAGGCCGAGGGACGGCACGCGUCGGGCACGGCGCUCGAGGUCGAGGCCGUCGUCGAGGCCUGCGACGUCGCGCGCGACCACCGCAUCUCGUACCACGAGUUCUGCGUCGCCUCGAUGCACCGGGGCGCGUACCUGCGCGAGGACCGCGUCGACCGGCUCUUCCACGAGUAUCUCGACACGAACCGCCACGACGCCCACCUCGUCACGGUGCAGUCGCUCAAGGCGCACGGCUUCGACGACGCGUCCGUGGCCGACGUCUUCGCAGCGGCCAAGGCCACGCCGGGCAAGGGCAUCUCCCGGAGCGCCUUCGCGAAGCUCCUGCGGCUCGGCGCGAUCCAUGGGGCCUCGACGCGCGGCGAGUCGCACAAGGCGCGGAGCCUGCUCGGGCACAGCCUGGACCUGACCGGCGAUUCGCCGGAGCUGGGCGUCCACCUCAAGGCGGUCUUCGACCACGAGCCCGCCGCAAAGAAGACCGAGCUCGAGCAGCGGCUGGACGUCCUGAACAUCUCGGCGACGGGCGUCCGCGUUCUCGCGCCGCGGACGAAACAGGCGAAGACCAAAUGCGGCAAAAAGCACUACUACAGACCCAAGCCCGUGAGUUUGACCAACGGCCAUUUCGCCCUCUCCGUGCGGCAAGCGCAGAUCGCGUCGAUCGAGCGUCAGAUCGAGGCGGCGAUCAAGGGCGGCACCGACACGACCGCGCUCGAGGCGACGUACCUGGCGCGCGUCGAGAUCGCCCGCGACGAGCAUCGGGCCGCCGCCGUGGACCUCCGGCGGCGGGGCGAACUCCACGCGGCCAUGGACGCGUUCCGAGAAGCGAAGCACCUGGACUUUGUAUACCAGCAUCGCAAGGCCCUCGUGGAGGCGGGCGGGCUCGGCGACGCGCCGCCGCCGCCGGAGGUGAUCGCUCGGCGGCGCCUCGAGGCGGCACACGCGCGGCUGGAUGCGAUCUCGGAGCCGCUCUCGUAAUGGGGUAUUGAAGUCUAUGUAUAGGUAGCACUGGCAAUAUUUACUCGGUUCCGCUAUGCGUCCAUACGGCCUCUCACGCGUU
Pelagomonas calceolata is the source of this 2475-nucleotide messenger RNA. Lineage: Eukaryota; Pelagophyceae; Pelagomonadales; Pelagomonadaceae. The record is from the annotation of a GenBank genome assembly.